Dracunculus medinensis (Guinea worm) is the source of this 330-nucleotide messenger RNA. NCBI's taxonomy places the organism in Eukaryota, Metazoa, Nematoda, Chromadorea, Rhabditida, Dracunculidae. The record is from the annotation of a GenBank genome assembly.
AUGAUAUUAUAUCGCGAUGAUUGCAAUUCAGUAAAAGAACGUCAUGUUGGAUUGUCAUGCGUAUUUGCACGAAUAGCAUCGGUGAAUCCUUUUCGUAUUGAGGAUUCUGUUGGUUCAUUGGUGUUAGGAUCAGUUGAAGAUGGCAUUUAUGAAGUAGAUGACUAUUGCUAUUUUUUAUUGGAAACUUCGAGUCGACCUUUGCAUUGCAAAAGAGUAACAGUUGUUCCAGCCGAAAUUGAGCCAGUUGCUAUGUUCCAGCUGAAUCAGUUCAGAAGUAUUCAGUGCCUCAAAAGUAUCUCAUAUUUUAUUUGGAUUCAUUUAAUAGUUUGA